GCUCGCCGCGGACCCAAGAUGGCGGCGUGUGGACGUGUACGGAGGAUGUUCCGCUUGGCGGCGGCGCUGCAGCUGCUGCUGCUCGCCGCGGCCGGGGCCGACAGAUACCCGGGCCAGGGCGGCCACGGCCAGGGCCAGGGCCCGGCGCCCAACUUUGUGCCCUUCCUGGGGCAGCCUGGAGGCGGCGGGCAGGGGGGGCAGCCGCUGCUUCAGCUGCCUCAGUCAUCUCAGCACCAGCAGCAGCAGCAGCAGCAGCAGCAGCAGCAGCAACAGCAGCAGCAACAGCCGCCGCAGCCGCCUUUCCCCGCGGGUGGGCCUCCGGCCCGGCGGGGCGGAGCGGGACCCGGCGGGGCUGGCGGGGGCUGGAAGCUGGCGGAGGAAGAGUUCUGCAGGGAGGACGUGACCCGCGUGUGCCCCAAGCACACCUGGAGCAACAACCUGGCGGUGCUCGAGUGCCUGCAGGACGUGCGGGAGCCUGAAAAUGAAAUUUCUGCAGACUGCAAUCAUUUGUUGUGGAAUUACAAGCUGAAUCUAACUACGGAUCCCAAAUUUGAAUCUGUGGCCAGAGAGGUUUGCAAAUCUACCAUAUCAGAGAUUAAAGAAUGUGCUGAUGAGCCAGUUGGAAAAGGUUACUUGCUUUCCUGUUUGGUGGAUCACCGAGGCAACAUCACUGACUAUCAGUGUCACCAAUACAUCACCAAGAUGACGGCCAUCAUCUUUAGUGAUUACCGUCUAAUCUGCGGCUUCAUGGAUGACUGCAAAAAUGACAUCAACAUUCUGAAAUGUGGCAGCAUUCGGCUAGGAGAAAAGGAUGUACAUUCACAAGGUGAGGUGGUAUCGUGUUUGGAGAAAGGCCUGGUGAAGGAAGCAGAAGAAGGAGAUCCCAAAAUUCAGGUCUCUGACCUCUGCAAGAAAGCCAUUCUCCGGGUUGCUGAACUGUCCUCAGAUGACUUUCAUUUGGACCGGCAUUUAUAUUUUGCUUGCCGAGAUGAUCGGGAGCGUUUUUGUGAAAAUACACAAGCUGGUGAGGGCAGAGUGUAUAAGUGCCUCUUUAACCAUAAGUUUGAAGAAUCCAUGAGUGAAAAGUGUCGAGAAGCAUUAACAACUCGCCAAAAGCUGAUUGCCCAGGACUAUAAAGUCAGUUAUUCACUGGCCAAAUCCUGUAAGAGUGACUUGAAGAAAUACCGGUGCAAUGUGGAAAACCUCCCUCGGUCCCGGGAAGCCAGACUCUCCUACCUUCUAAUGUGUCUGGAGUCAGCUGUGCACAGAGGGCGGCAAGUGAGCAGUGAAUGCCAGGGGGAGAUGUUAGAUUACCGACGCAUGUUGAUGGAAGACUUUUCUUUGAGCCCUGAGAUCAUCCUGAGCUGUCGGGCGGAAAUUGAACACCACUGUUCUGGAUUACAUCGGAAAGGGCGAACCUUGCAUUGUCUGAUGAAAGUCGUUCGGGGGGAGAAAGGGAACCUUGGCACCAACUGCCAGCAAGCGCUUCAAACACUGAUUCAGGAGACUGACCCUGGGGCAGAUUACCGCAUCGAUAGAGCAUUGAAUGAAGCUUGUGAAUCUGUAAUACAGACAGCCUGCAAACACAUAAGAUCAGGAGACCCAAUGAUCCUCUCAUGCCUGAUGGAACAUUUAUACACAGAGAAGAUGGUGGAAGAUUGUGAACACCGUCUAUUAGAGCUACAGUAUUUUAUCUCCCGAGAUUGGAAGUUGGACCCUGUCUUAUACCGCAAGUGCCAGGGAGAUGCGUCUCGUCUUUGCCACACCCAUGGUUGGAAUGAGACCAGUGAACUAAUGCCUCCUGGAGCCGUGUUCUCUUGCUUAUAUAGACACGCCUAUCGCACCGAGGAACAGGGCAGGAGGCUCUCAAGGGAGUGCCGAGCUGAAGUCCAGAGAAUCCUCCACCAACGAGCCAUGGAUGUUAAGCUGGACCCAGCCCUCCAGAAUAAGUGCCUGAUCGAUCUGGGGAAGUGGUGCAGUGAAAAGACGGAGACUGGGCAGGAACUUGAGUGCCUCCAGGAUCAUCUUGAUGACUUGGCCGUCGAGUGCAGAGAUAUAGUUGGCAACCUCACCGAGCUAGAAUCCGAGGAUAUCCAAAUCGAAGCCUUGCUGAUGAGAGCCUGUGAGCCCAUAAUUCAAAACUUUUGCCACGAUGUGGCAGAUAACCAGAUAGACUCUGGGGACCUGAUGGAGUGUCUGAUCCAGAACAAACACCAGAAGGACAUGAAUGAGAAGUGCGCCAUCGGAGUCACCCACUUCCAGUUGGUACAGAUGAAGGACUUUCGGUUCUCCUACAAGUUUAAAAUGGCCUGCAAGGAAGAUGUGUUGAAACUUUGCCCCAAUAUAAAAAAGAAGGUGGAUGUGGUGAUCUGCCUGAGCACCACCGUGCGCAAUGACACUCUGCAGGAAGCCAAGGAACACCGGGUGUCCCUGAAGUGCCGAAAGCAGCUGCGGGUGGAGGAGCUGGAAAUGACAGAGGACAUCCGUCUAGAACCAGAUCUGUAUGAAGCCUGCAAGAGUGACAUCAAGAACUACUGCUCCAGUGUGCAAUAUGGCAAUGCUCAGAUUAUUGAAUGUCUGAAAGAAAACAAGAAGCAGCUGAGUACCCGCUGCCACCAGAAAGUUUUUAAGCUGCAGGAAACAGAAAUGAUGGACCCAGAACUAGACUACACACUCAUGAGAGUCUGCAAGCAGAUGAUCAAGAGAUUUUGUCCAGAAGCAGAUUCUAAAACCAUGUUGCAGUGCUUAAAACAAAAUAAAAACAGUGAGUUGAUGGAUCCCAAAUGCAAACAGAUGAUAACCAAGCGCCAGAUCACCCAGAACACAGAUUACCGCUUAAACCCCGUGCUGAGGAAAGCCUGUAAAGCCGACAUUCCCAAAUUCUGCCAUGGUAUCCUGACUAAGGCCAAGGAUGACUCAGAGCUAGAAGGUCAAGUGAUUUCUUGCCUCAAACUAAGAUACGCCGACCAGCGCCUUUCCUCAGACUGUGAAGACCAGAUACGGAUUAUUAUCCAGGAAUCUGCUCUAGAUUACCGACUAGAUCCUCAGCUCCAGCUGCACUGCUCAGAUGAGAUCUCCAAUCUGUGUGCCGAAGAAGCAGCAGCCCAAGAGCAGACGGGUCAGGUAGAGGAGUGCCUCAAAGUUAACCUGCUCAAAAUCAAAACGGAAAUGUGUAAAAAGGAAGUGCUAAACAUGCUGAAGGAGAGCAAAGCAGACAUCUUUGUGGACCCAGUUCUUCACACAGCUUGUGCUCUGGACAUUAAGCACCACUGUGCUGCCAUCACCCCUGGCCGAGGGCGUCAAAUGUCCUGCCUUAUGGAAGCCCUGGAGGAUAAGCGGGUGAGAUUACAACCAGAGUGCAAAAAACGCCUCAAUGAUCGGAUUGAAAUGUGGAGUUAUGCAGCAAAGGUGGCCCCCGCAGAUGGCUUCUCUGACCUCGCCAUGCAAGUGAUGACAUCGCCAUCCAAGAACUACAUUCUCUCUGUGAUCAGUGGGAGCAUCUGUAUAUUGUUCCUGAUUGGCCUCAUGUGUGGACGUAUCACCAAGCGAGUGACACGAGAGCUCAAGGACAGGUAGAGCCACCUUGACCACCAAAGGAACUACCUGUCCAGUGCCCAGUGUGUACAGCCCUCCUGUAUAGUGUCCCCACUCACCUCGUUCUUCUGAGAGGUGACAACACCACCCAUGUUAGAGCAGCAGCAGGUACCCACUGCAUUGUCCCAUCUCAGACUUCACCCGUGUCCAUGGUGUCCUCCUCCUCCUCCUCGACUGUUCGUGCAGCAUCAGCAGCUGGCCGCUUUGGUUGUUGCCUUUGUUGGCAAACUUGGGUGUACCUGCCCAUAGACAAGUCUCUCAUACAGUGGAACUACCAGUACUUCCAGAACCAACUUACCUGACCUGCAACUCAAAUGAUUUUUU
Messenger RNA from Talpa occidentalis (Iberian mole), 3918 nucleotides. RefSeq names its product golgi glycoprotein 1 (gene GLG1). Lineage: Eukaryota; Metazoa; Chordata; Mammalia; Eulipotyphla; Talpidae. The transcript is spliced from 26 exons. Gene Ontology annotation, molecular function: fibroblast growth factor binding. Bases 19 to 3576 code for a protein of 1185 amino acids. Gene Ontology annotation, cellular component: Golgi membrane. The record is from RefSeq and is a predicted model, not a curated record.